GGAUAAACAUGUGAUUUUUUACGAUUCUUUUAUUCAUCAUCAUCAUCAUCAUCAUAAAAAUAUUCUGAUUUGACGUUUUAUUCAUCCAUCAAAUACAUCGAUUAUAAUAUGUCAUCAAUUUUCGGAAAUCAAUCAGAUUUUAGCUUGGAUACACAUUCUGUGUUGACCGAUUUGGAUCGUAGUCUUCAUUCAUCAUCUAUUGGUGAUCAAUGUGAAGGAAUCGUCAAAGUACCAUCAUUGUUUGAACGUUAUCCAUUUCCCAUUCUGAUCAACGCUGCAUCGUUAAAAUUAUCUGAAGUUUAUCAUGAGGGCAGUAAUUUUUUACGAAUAUUAAUAUUACAAGUUUUCAAAGAAAGUGAAAAACAUCUUGACAAGAUAUUGAAUAUUGAUGAAUUUGUUCGUCAUCUGUUCGCCGUAAGCUAUUCAAAUGAUCCAUUGGCUCGUUCGAUUACAUUGCAAACAUUGGGUCAUAUUGCUCGUAUAGUAUCGAACAAUAAAAAUAUCCACAAUUUUAUUCGUAACAGCCUGGAAUCGAACGAUGAACAAGAAGUUCAUGCCGCUAUCGAAGCUAGCGUACAGUUUGCUAUACAAUCGAAAGAAUUUGCACAGAAUAUCUAUCCAAAAGUCAUCUACAUGAUCGAAGGUUUGACCACAUCAAUGGACAUUAAGAUUUGUUUACUUGAAGUGAUAAAUAAUCUUCAUCACAAUUUCGCAAUAGUCGAAGAUGCACGUAACAAAUUGAUUUCAUUUCUUGAAAAAUAUCCAGAGAAAAAUUUUCUUUGUCAAAAUCUUCAUACAUUAACAUCGAUUGCUUCAUCAUCGAUUACUCAUAUACCUGAUCAAGUGGAAUUAUUGCUGGAUUAUUAUAUGAAUGAUCCUAGAAUUAGUGUCAAAUUAUCCGUAUUGAAUGAUUUAAAGAAUUUAGCUAAAGAUAGUGCACAUAUCUGGAAACCGGCAAGCAUAGCCAAAUUUAUUGAUCUAAUUUUUGCUAAUUUUGACCAGAAUAAUUUCUUCUCUGCAUUGAAUAAUAUGGAGAUGAAAGAAUUACGUUUAUUAUGCCGAUCAUUGGCCGUGUUAAGCGAACUGGUUGGUUCACCAUCGGUUUUCAUUGACAAUUCUCUUGUUUCAAUGGAACAUAUUACUAAAAUUGUCAAUUUUGGCACACAAAUCAUUUAUCAAUCAACUUUGCAUGCUAUGUUUGCCGAAAAUCUUCAAAUAUUUUUAAUAUCCAAAUGUUUCACCAUAUUGACCAAUAUCUGUUUACAUAUCGAUUCGAAAUCCAUUGAUAAUGUUGAUGUUCUUCAGGAGACGUGUGCUGCAUAUGAAUCAUAUUUUCUUGGAAAAUUUAACACCGAAAUUGAUGAUAAAAUAAGCAAAGAAGCUUUGAAAGAAAUAUUCAAAAGUUGUGUUACAUUAUGUCAUCAACGAGAAUCUGAGCCUAGCCAAGUGAUACAAAUAACCGAAGCAUUGAGAUUUAUAUUUUUAAAAUCCAAACCUAAUAGUUCAUGGUAUGAGAUGAUUUGUGAGACCAUAUGUUCGUUGUCUUUGGUGAUUCAAAAGAAUAGAAGCCUUACGUCGGAUGACAUAAUCGAUAUGAUCAGAUCGAGCCAAAAAUCUAAAAAGAAAUCAUUUCCCAAAAAUGAUAGACUUGCCAUCAAAUUGUUGAUCAUUUUUUUUCAAUUGAAAAAUGGUAGUGUGAUAAUGGAAAAAGAAUCUACCAUUCUGUUGGACAGUUUAUCCAAAUACAAUGCCUGGGUAUGUUACAAAAUUGUUCGUGCAGCAAUGCGUUAUGGCCAUCAUAAUUUUGCAACACAAUUAUUGAACAAAAUCAAACCAUCCACCGAAUCAAUUGAACAAUGUUAUUUCUGGAUCAAUAGUUUAUUGCAGAUUACUGAAGCCGAAGCAUCAUUAAUAAAUGAAGAUCUUAUUAAAUUGAAAAGUGAUGAAUUUUUAUCUGUCAAUUAUAAUUGUGAACAACUUGAACAUGGAUUAUUGAAAUGUAUAGCCAACUAUACACAAGGUUUAACAAAUUUGAAAGCUUCCGUCAGUAAUGUCAAACCGAUGCAAUUUCAAUGUGAAUAUGUUAGACUUCGUUUAAAAUAUCUUCAAGCACAUAAACAUUUUCGUCAAUGUUGUCAGAUGAUUCAAUCAUCACCAUGUCCAAUAUCACUUAUAGCCAAUGGUAAUCAAACGGCACAACAAUCUACCAAUUGUUGGUCUGAUGAUCUUCUACGUAAUGGACGAAUCGUAACAUCGUUACAGAAAUGUUCACAAGAAUUUCGUCGUAUAUCGGAUAAUUAUAGUGCAUUAUAUCAAUCAUCUUUUGAUGCUGAUCCUAAUACACUUUCAUAUAUUCAAUUAUGUCAACAUAGUUGUACAUUAUUAGCUGAAGUGAUUGAAAAUUUAUUUCAAAAAAGUCAUCGUAUCGAUUCACUUUUUAUCCGAUCAACACGUACGAAUACAGUCAUUCCUAUGAAUCAAAUUAGAACAAAUCAUCAUUCGGAUGAUUUUACGAUGAAUAGUAUAAUUGAACAGAAAGAAAUGGAAAAUGUUUGUACAUUUAUCUCCAAUCUUGUGCAGAAAAAUGAAUUGAUGAGUUUGACAAAUGUUGACCAAAGUCAACGAACAAAUGGUCGGCAAUUUUUAUCAUUAUUUGCAAGACAAAUUGAAAUGUUACUACGAAUUAGUGCUCGUAUGUUGUUGGUUCCAUUGUCAUUUCCACGUUUCUUUUUCCAAGCAAUUCAAUCGACCAGUAUCAAAUUGGAAUUAUCAUCACAACAGCCACGUAAUCUACAAGAUCCAAUCAACAUUGGUCAAAGUGUUCAAUUUGUACUGUACGUCGAAGGUGUUGUUAUUAGUAAUCAUUCAAAAUUGAAAUUAUCAUCAUCAUCAUCGAAAAUGACACCAAUGUCAAUGUCAGAUCAUAAGCUUACAAUGCAAUCAAUGAUGAGAAUGAUACAAAAAACGGACAAACCAUCUAAUGUUGGACAGAAACAAAUGAAAAUAUUCCGUAAAGUAAACAAAAUUCUUCUUACAUUAAAUGCUGUGGCAAUCAACAAUACAAACGAAAUGGCACACAUGUCAUCAAUGCAAUCAACCAUCACUAUGCAUUCGAUUGUUGUACCAGUGAAUGAUUAUUUUCACACACAAUUUUUAUUAUCAUUUCCGAAUAUUAAUCUUUAUAAUAUAUCGGUUGAAACAUCCAUCAUUGAUGAAAAUGAAGCACAAUGGAAAAGUGGCCCAAUUCAAACAAUCACAGCCAAAGUGGUUGAAGAUUAUAAAGCAAUUUAAUUUGAUAUUUGAUAAUAAAUUCUAUAUAUGUCAAGUAUAUUGUAAAUAAAUCAUCAUCAUUGAUAAAUAAAUUGAUAAAAGUCA
Molecule: messenger RNA, 3375 nt
Organism: Dermatophagoides farinae (American house dust mite)
Lineage: Eukaryota; Metazoa; Arthropoda; Arachnida; Sarcoptiformes; Pyroglyphidae
Gene: defl
Product: Integrator complex subunit 7
Biological process (GO): snRNA 3'-end processing
Cellular component (GO): integrator complex
Source: RefSeq, a predicted model, not a curated record